Molecule: messenger RNA, 591 nt
Organism: Hirsutella rhossiliensis
Lineage: Eukaryota; Fungi; Ascomycota; Sordariomycetes; Hypocreales; Ophiocordycipitaceae
Product: RF-1 domain-containing protein
Exons: 3
Coding region: 1-591 (196 amino acids)
Biological process (GO): translational termination
Cellular component (GO): mitochondrion
Molecular function (GO): translation release factor activity
Source: RefSeq, a predicted model, not a curated record
AUGACCUCAAUCCACCGCAACAUCAUCCUAUCCUCCUCCGCAACCCGCAGCCAUGCUACGCCCACGCCUUCGUCCCCCCCGUCUCCCAAACGCCUGCCUCCUCACAAGCGCAACCCGUCGAAACCCCUUCCCAGCCUCCCGCCGCGGCCCAAGCCGCCACCCGACUCGGACAUUGAAGAAUUCUUCGUCAAAGGCAGCGGGCCCGGCGGCCAGAAGAUUAAUAAAACCAGCUCCGCCGUCCAGCUCAAGCACAUACCCACCGGCAUCGUCGUCAAGUCUCAGGCCACCCGCUCCCGCAGCCAGAACCGCAAGCACGCCCGUCAACUGCUCGCGCAAAGACUCGACCAUCUGCUCAAUGGCAACCAGAGUCGCGCCGCCGCCGUCGGACACGUCAAGAAGAAGCGAGCCGACAGCGCCGCCAAGAAGAGUCGCCGAAAAUACAAGAAGCUCGACGAGGACAAAGCUUCGGCUGCCGGCGCAGAGCAGGAGCCCAGCCACGAGAACGACCGAGAAGAUAUCCCGGAGCAGCAGGACAAUGCCACUAUUCCAGCCGGCCAAGCAGACCGUAGAAAUAAACUCCAAAAGCCUUGA